Molecule: messenger RNA, 756 nt
Organism: Fusarium poae
Lineage: Eukaryota; Fungi; Ascomycota; Sordariomycetes; Hypocreales; Nectriaceae
Exons: 5
Coding region: 1-756 (251 amino acids)
Source: RefSeq, a predicted model, not a curated record
AUGACCAUGUCACGAUACGGCGGGAUGCUGAUCUUCGACUACCACGGUGUAGCCUUGGUCCCUGCUCGAGACUGUGGCAGAAUCACUCAGGCUAAAUUUCGUUCCCUUGCAGAACUCACCAAGAACCACUUCAGCGAGGCCAUUCCCGAGUUCGCAACCAUGCCACCGACGUGCAAACUAGGAGGCUAUGUCCACAUAUGGGCAAGCCGAGGCUCUACCAACGAGCCCUCCGCGACCCCUAGCACCAUGACCGAUAACGACGAGGACCUCGGUGACUGCAUAGCCGUCAUAUACUUCAAACUCAGGAACGCCAACGACCCGACCGUUAAACGCAUACAGACAUGGAAUGGCACGCACAUGGAGGUUCAGUACAGCAGCGUGGACGUGCCAGUCGACCACAGCGACCCAGUACAGAUACUGCUCCAUGGAGAUCAGGUCACGAACGUCAAGACCAUCGUCCUCUUCGGCUUCACUUUCCAGUCAUUUUCAGAUGAAAUGGGGAAAUGCGGCAACGUCAUCGACCAGCACUGCGUACUCCGUGUCGAACAUCACCGCAGCGAGACCCGCUGCGACUCCAUGGACGUGAAGGGUUAUGAAGGCUGGGAGGGCUUUCUUCUCUACAUCAAGAACCUCCUUCUGGCGGUGGGCAACGACCGUAUUGCGCCUCUGAUUGUGAGACGGCGUCUUGGCACAAGCUGGGUUUCACAAACGGGGAUGCUAGGGCGACCCGUGGAGCCACAAGAUAUUGUCGGCUGA